GAUUUUUACAUAAACCGGAAUUCACGGCAAACUCUGAUAAUCGCAGGUGUUUGCGUACAAACCGAGUAACGAACUGAUUCAUCAUGAAGACAAAUAAGUGCUAUAAGCUUGUGGUGCACAAAAAAGGCUUUGGAGGGAGUGAUGACGAGCUAGUUGUCAAUCCAAAAGUUUUCCCCCAAGUCAGUCUUGGAGACAUCAUUGAGAUUGCACACCCCACCGAUGAAUACAGUCCUCUUUUGUUGCAAGUGAAGAGCCUAAAAGAGGACCUGCAGAAAGAGACAAUCAGCGUAGACCAGACAGUAGCACAGGUCUUCAAACUACGGGCAUAUCAGGAUGUCAUUGUUAACAUUGUUGACCCUAAGGAUGUUACACUGGACCUGGUGGAGCUCACAUUCAAAGAUCAGUAUAUUGGCAGGGGAGACAUGUGGAGACUGAAGAAGAGUCUGGUGAGCACGUGUGCUUAUGUGACCCAGAAAGUGGAGUUUGCAGGAAUCAGGGCGCAGGCCAGUGAACUCUGGGUGAAGGGGGAGAAAGUGACCUGUGGUUACAUCAGUGAGGACACAAGGGUUGUGUUUCGAUCAACAUCUGCGAUGGUGUACAUAUUUAUCCAGAUGAGCUGUGAGAUGUGGGACUUUGACAUUUAUGGUGACCUGUACUUUGAAAAGGCAGUAAAUGGUUUUCUGUCUGACCUUUUUGCCAAAUGGAAGGAAAAGAACUGCAGUCAUGAAGUGACAGUUGUGCUUUUCUCACGUACUUUCUACAAUGCCAAAACGAGAGAUGAAUUUCCAGAAAGUCUGAGAGAUUCCAUCAGGCAGGACCACGAGGGACGAUUUUAUGAAGAUUUUUACAGGGUAGUGGCUCAGAACGAGAGGCGAGAUGAGUGGACCUCAUUACUGGUUACUAUUAAGAAGCUCUUCAUCCAGUACCCCGUCCUGGUGCGGCUAAAGGAAGCAGAUGGAUUCCCCUUGGGUCAUAAUUCAACAGCUGCUCAGGGAAAUUACCUGGAGGCCAUAAACCUCUCCUUCAACGUUUUUGAUAAGCACUACAUCAACCGCAAUUUCGACCGCACUGGCCAGAUGUCGGUUGUCAUCACCCCGGGUGUGGGAGUGUUCGAAGUGGACCGCCUGCUCAUGAUUCUCACAAAACAGCGCAUGAUUGACAACGGUAUUGGUGUUGACUUGGUGUGCAUGGGAGAGCAGCCUCUGCAUGCUGUGCCACUGUUUAAGCUACACAACAGGACAGGGCCUGGAGACACCCGUGUGGGAGACGACUAUAACCUGCCUCACUGGAUCAACCACAGCUUCUAUACCUCCAAAAGCCAAUACUCCUGCAGCUCUUUCACCCCUCGCAUCAAACUGGCUGGCCGCAAGCUCCAUGCAGAAAAAUUCAAGAGCAGCAAAGACCACACUCUCUGUGCUCCAAAGGACACUGAGAACAGCCUACCCAUACAGGUGGACUACGAUGCCCAUGAUGGUCAGGUGUUCAGACUUCCUGGUCCGUCCCGAGCUCAAAGGAGCACCAACUUCAGGAUGGGCCGAGACCGAGACACCAGCGGGAGGAAGAGCUGGGGCUCAGCAGACGCAAGUGGAGGCAUAGGGGCAUCUCCUCCUGCCUGCUCUGGAGGUCCAGAUGAACAGAGGAGCUUAGCCUCUGAUGAUAGCCUGGGGCCUGUGUCCAACAUCCUGCUGAUUCCCCGCGUGCCUCCUGCCCAGUAUGAAGUCAGCAGCUCUCUGGGCUACACCAGUACCAGAGAGUUACUUGAGAAGAUGAUGGAGGCUCAGCGGGAUUCUAGCGCUCCAGGCAGGUUCACUGUUGGGAGCGCCGAGUCCACCCUCCACAUCCGGCCGGGAGGUUACACCCCACAGAGGGCCCUUAUAAACCCCUUCGCCCCCUCACGGAUGCCCAUGAAGCUCACCUCCAACCGCAGACGAUGGAUGCAUACCUUCCCUGUUGGUCCAUCUGGGGAGGCCAUCCAGAUCCACCACCAGACUAGGCAGAACAUGGCCGAACUUGCAGGCAGCCAGCAGAGAGACCCUGCCCACACGUCCGCUGAGCUGCUGGAGUUGGCCUAUCAUGAGGCCACAGGAAGGCGGACCACCUCUCGGCAGAUGGGCGAAAAUGGGCUGUACUCCAGUGGAGUCAUGGAAGAGUUCACUGGAAGCCCUGCAAGCAGCAAUAAUACCGGAACUCUUAUUAACCGUGGCUCCACUCUGGAGGACUUCUCUUUUGGCGGUGCUGAUCCAACCCUGCUGCUGUCUGCACCCCCGACAGUGCCCAGCUUCUGCUGUACAGUGGGGGUAGACUGGAAGUCUCUCACUACACCCGCCUGCCUGCCCCUCACCACUGACUACUUCCCGGACCGCCAGACCCUGCAGAACGACUACACCGAGGGCUGCUACGACCUGCUGCCACACACCGACCUGGAGAGACGAGAAGAUGAGGCUCCGGUGAUGAGUGCUCCACAGGUGUUUGAGGAGUUUAUCUGCCAGCGGCUGAUGCAGGGCUACCAGAUCAUUGUCCAGCCCAACAACCGAAAACCUCCACCUGCUGUGGCUACACCUCUCGGCAGUAGCCCUCUCUACUCCAGAGGUCUGGUGUCUAUGCGCAGGCCAGAGGAGGAGGAGACCAUAUACUGGCUCAGUAUGGGCCGAACCUUCCAUAAAGUGAGCCUCAAAGACAAGAUUAUCACUGUAACCCGCUACCUGCCCAAGUACCCAUAUGAGUCGGCCCAGAUCCAGUACAGCUACAGCCUGUGUCCACCACACUCUGACACCCACUUCCUGUCCUGCUGGGUAGACUUUGGUCAUGAGAGGCUGGAGGAGUACAAGUGGAAUUACCUGGAUCAAUACAUCUGUUCUGCUGGCUCAGAAGACUUCAGUUUGAUUGACUCUCUGAAGUUUUGGCGGACUCGUUUCCUGUUGCUGCCAGCCGGCGGGGCAAGGCGCGUGGCCGACGGGGAGGGACACUGGGAUGUCUACGGGGACGGAGCCGGCGCCGGCAUGAGCGGCACCGGGGACUGGGUCUUGUUAGACGGGUUCAUCCGCUUCCUGGAGGGGCUCAACCGCAUUCGCCGACGCCAUCGUUCUGAUCGGAUGAUCAGAAAAAGCACGCCGAUGAAAGGACUCCAGGUAACCAGUCCUCUCCCCUCCUACACCACCGAGCCUAUAGCGCCCCCACCAGGCAAGAAAGGAACAUCCGCCCUGUCAGCCCUCCUGGAGUUGGAGCAGAGCCAGAAGUCUCUGGAGGAGCAGCAACAACAAGGAAAGCCCUCAGUCACUGCCAAUGACUCCUCUAAUGUUGUCACAGCUCCCACUUAUGUAGAUAGCCCACGUAAGGAUGCUGCCUUCAUUUUGGAUUUUAUACGUAGCCCUCGCUCCUCCUAUAUUUAUCACUCUCAGCUACCUGCUGAACCUGCUGAGGGAGGCGCCACAGACAAAGGAGGUCAGACGGGGCCCGCGGGAGGGCUUCCUGCCCAGGCUACAGGAGAUACAGUGGGCAGCAGCAAUACAGAGGCCAGCGGACAGCCCAGAACCGGAUCCCUUUCUCUGUCUUCAUCCUCAACCCUUGUGGAGAUUUUGGAGGCCAUCAAACAUCCUACGACCGGUGUGCAGUUGCUCCCUGAGGAGAAGGGCCUGCCGCUGAACUGCUUCAUCAGUGCGGAGAUCGUCCAUUGGCUGAUCAACAACGUGGAGGGUGUGGCCACACAGGGGAUGGCUGUGGACAUCAUGCAGAAGAUGCUGGAUGAAGGCUUGGUGGCCCAUGCGUCCGGCGACGCCAUGCGAACCUUCGUCUACGGGUUCUACUUCUACAGGAUAGUAGGGGAGAGAGAGGGCUCCACAUCCCAGCUCGCCCCCACAGCAGCGGGGGGGUGGUCAGCUGCAGCCCUGGAGGACUUUGCCCUGUUCCAGAGGAAGUGGUUCGAGGUGGCCUUUGUAGUGGAAGAGCGGCGGCCCUGCGACCUGCCUGCCUUCCUGCUGCCCUGGCUGCCCAGCCGGCCCGCCUCCUACGCAAGUAGGCACAGCUCCUUCAGCCGCAGCUUUGGAGGACGCAGCCAAGCUGCGGCACUGCUAGCCGCGACUGUACCAGAGCAGAAGACGGUCACCUUGGAUGUGGACGUCAAUAACCGUAGUGAUCGCACUGAAUGGUGUAGCUGUUAUUACCACGGCAACUUCUCCCUCAAUGCCGCCUUCGAGAUCAAACUCCACUGGAUGGCGGUCACUGCGGCAGUGCUCUUCGAGAUGGUACAAGGGUGGCACCGGAAAGCGGCGUCCUGUGGGUUUCUGCUGGUGCCGGUCCUAGAAGUACCUUUCGCCCCUACGUCUUACAUCUAUGGUGAUCCACUUAGGGCCCAGCUCUUCAUCCCCCUCAAUGUCCACUGUCUGCUGAAGAACGGUAGUGACAACCUGUUUGAGGGUUUUGAACCAGAGACGUAUUGGGACAGGAUGCAACUCUUUCAGGAGGCCAUACUUUACAGGUUUGGUUUUGUUCAAGACAAGUUUUCCGCCUCUUUCAAUUUCCCAUCUGAGACCAAGCCCCAGUACAUUCAUGUUACAGGUACCGUGUUCCUCCAGCUGCCUUACGCCAAGAGGAAAUACUCCUGUGGGCAGCAGCGACGUCGCAGAAACUCCACAACGUCCAACAGCCAGGGUCCGUUUGGCAGUGAGGAGCACGUGGGCUACCACUGGGCCUACAACACCAUGCUCACCAAGGCAUGGCGGACCGGCGUGCUUGGGGACGAAAGACUGGCUGACCGCCUGCUGAGAGACUUCACCGACUUCUGUGCUAACAAAGACAACAGACUGCUCCAUCUUUGGGAGAGCUGCCAGGAGAAGAUGAACGCCAGCGCCCCGUAAAGUAGAAAAGGUGGACUAGUGGAAGAGGCUGGACGAGAGGGAGGCUGAAUUGGAACAGAAGACAAGGCACCAGGAAGAGAAGGUGGAAACCAUCUGUUAGGUUGGGUUUUUCUUUUCUUUCCCCAGUCAGCUAAUUUAAGUAUGUACAUUUCAUUAUCAGAGAGGCUUUGCUUCAUCUUGGUAAUAGCUUGGACCUUAUGUAGACGUUCUACUGUUAGACGCCAAGCGGCUCCAGUGGAGGAGCAGUUGGGGGGGGGUUUCGGGGCACAGAGACACUUUGUGACAGGAGUUGUUGAAGAAGGGGAAAGUGUUGAUCCGUUGACAGUUUUCUGUCCGUACUUUUUUCGUCGUUUGCAGGUUUGAGGUGAUGACUUUUACAAGCCCACAGCUCUGUCCCUCAAACUGUCCUCUGUUGGAAUGAACCAGAGAUCUCCGUGUUUACAUCGUCAGCACACAGUCCACGCUUGGACAUAAUGAAUAUACGUUAAACGAAGGAUGAAGGUGAUAUGUAAGGACUAAGGGGCGUUGUUGUUUGUUCUGCUGAAAAGGAGACAGUGAAGUUGCCGGGUCGCGGGUAGUCUUGUCAGUUUCUAUUUGGCGAAUGGUAGAUUGGCUUUACGAGGAACACUCGGCUGUUACGCUGACUUUUGAAGCAUCAGCCCGACUCCCACAUUUCCCACAAUUCUUCUGACAUCUUCAAACAUCAUAUGUAUGCUUUUACACAACCACCACCACAAGGCACCGGUCAGAAAGUUUUGCUUUCCAUGCAAUUCUUGGGGUUUUUAGCUCACUAAAGGUGUCAGAGCCGCGUUAAAGCCAGGCCUGACAGAUCUGAACUGUUGAGCGUCUGCGGGGAAACCGCACAUGUAACACGUGACCAGAACAACAGACGCGUUGACCAUUUAAGGGAGAGGUUUGGGCUCAUAUAGGGGGACAAACUACGAUGCUGUGAAGAUGACUGAAGCCCAGGGGGCGCUGAAGCAACGGGUUACCAUUUGCUAGCCAUAGGUUCAGUCUGACUCAUGACCUUUUGACCUGUGUAACUUUGUGUGUGCCAAUCCAUGCUUGUGUAAAACCGCCUUAUGAGAGAGAUUUGGAAACUCAGCAGAACUGACGGGGCUCAGAUAAGCAAUGUGAACCUGUAACUUGCUGCAAUGUGUCUUACCUUCCCCGUCUGCAGGCCGAGGAGAGGCCAGACGUCAUUAAAUGAACUCAAUCACUCUGUUGUGUUCAUAUGUCCUCUGCUUUACAGACAUGUUACUUCCCUCCCGAAUGUUUGACUUGAAA
Molecule: messenger RNA, 6140 nt
Organism: Lampris incognitus (smalleye Pacific opah)
Lineage: Eukaryota; Metazoa; Chordata; Actinopteri; Lampriformes; Lampridae
Gene: depdc5
Product: DEP domain containing 5, GATOR1 subcomplex subunit
Exons: 43
Coding region: 84-4853 (1589 amino acids)
Biological process (GO): intracellular signal transduction; cellular response to amino acid starvation; negative regulation of TORC1 signaling
Cellular component (GO): GATOR1 complex; lysosomal membrane
Molecular function (GO): GTPase activator activity
Source: RefSeq, a predicted model, not a curated record